AUGGCGCCUCUCUUUGGAUUCCUCGUCUCCAUCCUCUCCCUCUUGACCCUCGCCCACGCGCACAACAUCCAACUCCGAGCUCAUUCGCGCGAAUGCUUCCACGAGGCGCUGCACAAAGAUGACAAGAUGACGGUCACCUUCCAGGUUGGCGACAGAGAAUUCGGCGGAAGCGGAAAUCUGGACGUCGACUUCUUUGUACGCACAUCCUCUGAUUUAGCACAUCACACGUGAUGGUAUACCCAAAAGAGCUGGACUGUCAACUGCAAAAGCUAGAAUUCUUGAGGAACGCAGAGGCUGACGAGGAUACUUUACUCCAGGUAACCACUGCUGCCGGUCAAGGCGUCAUCGACCAGCGAAGUGUGAGCGCAGGCGACCACUCCUUCGAGGCGAAAGAAGACGGACGGUACACGUACUGUUUCAGCAACGAGCACUGGUCGGCGAACACGAAGGAGGUCAGCUUCAACGUGCACGGAAUAGUGUACGUGCCGGAGAGCGAGGCUCCACAAGAUCCAUUGGAGAAGGAAGGUAUGUCUUUCUGCCGUACUCUCAUUUGAUAUAGGAAGAACAUUUUCCUGACUCGACCAAGUGAGUCAAAUGUCCGAGCUGCUCGCACAAGUCAAGGACGAGCAAGGCUACAUCGUCAUUCGCGAGCGAACCCACCGAAACACCGCCGAGAGCACCAACUCUCGCGUCAAGUGGUGGAGCAUCUUCCAGCUGGGCGUCCUCAUCGGCGAAGGCGUUUUCCAGGUCUGGUGGCUGAAGCGUUUCUUCGAGGUCAAGUCGCCCGGUAGACCUUCCUUCAAUAAGGGCGCCUUGGGCUAA
Lecanosticta acicola is the source of this 822-nucleotide messenger RNA. Lineage: Eukaryota; Fungi; Ascomycota; Dothideomycetes; Mycosphaerellales; Mycosphaerellaceae. The record is from the annotation of a GenBank genome assembly.